Schistocerca gregaria is the source of this 4109-nucleotide messenger RNA. RefSeq lists its product as uncharacterized. NCBI's taxonomy places the organism in Eukaryota, Metazoa, Arthropoda, Insecta, Orthoptera, Acrididae. The transcript has 6 exons. The record is from RefSeq and is a predicted model, not a curated record. The coding region runs from base 502 to 942 and encodes 146 amino acids.
ACGGAAGUCCGCUGCGGGACAGAAGUAAUCAGUAUUACGAGUUCUUUCUGUGAGGGUAGAGCUCAUUUUCCUGUUUUUGUUCUUCGCGCAUUUAUGCUGUUGUGUGUGAGCGAAAACGGCGACAAGUGCAAAAGCUAUUGCGUAGUGUGACAAGACAUUCAGAACAACGUAACGCUAACUGACGCGUCGUAGAAUUGGAGUUUACUGGGGAAUCCCCCUGUAGGUGGUUUGUGUUUGUACUGUAUGUGUUCUUAUGAAAAAAUGUGAUUAUUCUUGUUUGAACGUUGUAGCUGUCGGGCACCAUCCACGCUGGUGUUCAACAAAUCGUUGUGCAGUAGGCGUAAACAAGGAAAAUUUACUGACUGCGCUUCGCAAAAAGAUCUUAGCGCUUGAAUUUGACGCGUAGGUUCCAUGAAACAUAAUGUCCUCACACGUCCCGAUUUAUAACAGAAAAUAUUGCUCCAUUGAAGUAGAUCAAAGUUUAAUGCUGAUAAUUAUAACAUGCUAAGAGAUUCAAGACUGUUUUCUACAGUGACAUUACUGAAGCACCUGGCACAUCUAGUCUCUGCAUUGAUUGUUUCAAUAUGGUGCUACAGCAGCUUCAUGAAAUUUUUUAAUUACAAGGAAACACAAGGACUUGCUACAGCUGGCAUCAUCAGUCAAAUAAUAAGCACUCUCCAGUAUCUUCUUUUGGGACUGUUGAUGAGAAGUGUUUAUGAAGUAUAUCAAGCUUUGAUAGCAAUAUAUACAUACUUUGAGGCAGAACUGUGGCCAACUAUGCUCCUUGUACUUGAGUGUUCUUUGUUGGGAAUCAGCUUACCAGUUCUGCCAAUCCAUCCUAUGAUUUUUAUCAUGCUGAUCUGGUGGUUGUUGCCAUAUACCUACAUGUUGAUGAAGCUGUACAAAACAUAUAAAAGGCUACAGUAUAUUAAUGACUGCUGACAGCUUUCAUAACUAUAAUAUAAAGAAAUUAUAAGGGCAAUUAAGAACUCACAUCAGCUACUAUUACAGAUAUAUAUAUACACAUUUGUAUAUUGCUGAUAAAGUGUCACAUAUUUAUUUAAAAUCUUUGGUCAAAAGCAUGUUAACAAUAAAACAUUAGCAACUAGUUAUUAAAUUUCACACCAUUGAUGCGUCUGGAAAGUAUUGUUCACAGGCCUCUGUUGAUAAAUUUUGGUAAUUAUAGUUAAGCUUCAUCUUCAUAAAAACAUGACACAGUCUUAGGUUAAGUUGUGAGGACUCCAGUGAAUAUAUAGAGCAUUCUGCUCAGUGUUCCCCAUUGUGUAAACUUAGGCAAAAAAAAAAGAGAGAGAGAGAGAGAGAAGAAGAAGAAGAAGAAGGAAAAGAAAAAGAAAAAAAUUGAAACAUUUGUAGGCGUUCUUGUAUAACAUAUUUACAUUACAGGUUAUAUUCUGACAAACUUCAUGGGGUUUCAGAGGGCAUCUUGAAGAACGAACUGAGGACAAGAAUCCAUGCUCAGAAACACCAUUUAAGUAACUACAGAGUGUUGAAGUUACAGGUGAAAACACUGCCAGUAGGCUAGCCUCUCAAUAGCAAAUGUAAAUUGUAACAUUGAAGUCACUACAUCUAUUGUCCUGCACAGUGUCACUAUGGCGGCAGGUGUUGCUGUAUUAGACACUGCCUGACAUUCUGAAUACUAUCAGGUUCAUCAUGGGGAGUCUUGCUUGCAGUCCAUCAGUGUUAAACUGUUUUCUGGUAAAGCAUAGUGGCACUCUGUAGCACCAUUGGAUGAUAUUUCCAGACAUAUGUCUCUAUUCUCAAUUUGUUGCACAAUGCUUUGAAGUUUGUUGGUAUAUUUUUUGUUACCCUCUGUAUAGGAAUUUGUUUAACACUACAACACAUUCAACUUAGAGAUGAUCCCCUUUAUCAUGCUGCAGUCUCACAGGAAUGUGCUGCUGCAAUCAUCAAUUCAACACAGUGCAAUUUUGCAGAAGUUAUUUAAGAGCUACAUCAAGAAUGUGCAACAGCUGAAUUUUUUUAAUACUAAAAUGUGAAUGUACCCUCUUAAUAUAAAUGCUUGCUACAGUUUCCUCCUAUGUAACAUUAUUGACAUGUUAGCUCCACAUGAAUUAAGUCCAACAAACGAAGAAUUAUUAAACAAGGUGUAAAUUUCAUUCAUUGUUUAAAUAAUGUACAAAGUGCAUUCCAAAGUAUAUAAGUAAAUGUAUGACUGUAGCAAAAUAUCACAAAACAGAUUAAAUAAGGAAUCAGUGAACAGUGACUCUCAAUAAAACUUAGAAUUCACUGCAAUUCUGGUGUUUUUUGUAACCUGCUUUGAAGAUUCUGAAAUUGAUUUGUAGAGAAAAAUUAGUUAAUUGGACAAUGACUCAAAAAGUGUUGAUGUUUCCCAUUAUCAACUAAUGAUAUACAUAGCAAAACAAUGAUAACAUUAUAAAAAGCUUUAAAAUUUACUUGUUAGCUUUAUUGUUUUUUGCAUGGCAGGUGUUCAAGGAACUAUUAAAUAAUCUCAGAGCAAAUUAAUCUGAAAAAAAUGUUUAUACUACCAGUUUCAAUUGUUUUGUGAUUUGAUUGUUAUCCAUUAUAAAGACAAGUGUUAAAGAUAAAAAGCCGUAAUGAGUAUUUAAAACCUGUUAUGCCAUGUAGAAAACUAGCAUACAAGAAGAGACACUGAAUAAAAAUGCAGGAAUAUUUGCUACCCAUGCCCAUUUUGAUGGCAGUCUCAUCACUAAGCACGAUUUGCUACCUGUUAAAAAUGAACAGAAAAACAGAUCUAAAAUCUAGAUGGCACCCUCUGCCUUCAGAUUUUCUGUUUAACAUUUUUGACUAGAUUAUGCUUACAUAACAACUUAUUUCCUUUUGGUUUCAGUGUUUGCAUCUGUGCACUCUUAAUUAUUCACUCUUUUCAGUUCCCUGCUCUUAAAUGUCUAUCAUUUGUGGACCCUAUCAGCUCCAUGUUAAGAAGAUCUAUAAAACUAUACAGAGUGCCCCAGAAAUGUUGCGACAAACUUCGAGUUGUAGACGGUUUCUCAAAUAACAAAUCGAGAACAAGAACCUGUAUCCAGAAGCGUCAUUCAAUGCCGCAACAGAGCAUGGAAGUUACAGGCACUGUUGUCUGUCACUAGGCCAUCCCUUCAGCAGAAGGUGUGACUUUGUACACUUUUUAUGCAGACCAGCUCACAAUGUUGUAUGUUAUUCAGUUAUCAUGACUAAUUGCCACAACUUCCAGUGGGGAAGAUGGAGCUAGAUGCUGUGUAGAAAGGCUUUGUCUCCUAUGAAUGCGAUGCUCUCUUGCCUCAUUGAAUGACGUUUCACAAAAGGUUUCCAUGCACAGUGUAUAUUUUUUCGUGGAACCUCCUAAAAUAUCCAUUGUUUCUUGGUAUAAAGGGGAAAAAUAAACUGUGGAUGGAUAUCAGUGUCUGAAACCAUCAUCAAUCGAGGCAGCAGAGCGUCAUAUUCAUAGGAGAGAUGGCCUAUCUCUGCAGCAGCUAGGUCCAUCUUCUUCUCUGGCAAUCGUGCCAGUCAAUCACAAUCACUGAAUAACAAACAACAUUGCUGGAUUCUCUGCCUGUGGACUGUUAGUGUGCAAAGUCACUUUUGCUGCCAAAGGAGUGGUCCUAAUGGCAGGCCAGCACCUGUAACUUAGAGGCUCUGUAGUGUUGCUGGAUGACAUUUCCAGACAAGUGUUCCUGUCCUCAAUUUCUUCCUCGAGACACCUUCCGUAAACCCUUGAAGUUUGGUAUAACAUUUCUGGGACACCUUGUGUAAUCAAAAGCCAGUCAUAAAUGAGAGUUUAUGAACUUUCACCUAGUAAAAAGAUAUGACAUACUAUGAAGAACUCACUAACUACACACACUUUAUUAUAUUCUCCUUAAAGUGUAAAUGUCAUUUUUAAGUAUAAAAUUUUUGUUAUGUGAGGUAUUCCAGAUAAAAGAAGAUACAACAUAUGGAAAUACUAAAAUAUUUAGCAAUCUUUUAAUUACAUUUUCCCCUCCAUCCCUAUACAGCAUACUAGCCUCCCCCAUGAAGUGCUUUGUUAAUUACUUGCUAAGAAGACCGAAAAGUGGAAGACUUGUUUUUGUUCCAAGUAAAAGCACAGCAUAUAAUAAACAUUUUUACAUUUAAUGAAA